Messenger RNA from Tarenaya hassleriana, 2467 nucleotides. RefSeq lists its product as uncharacterized. Gene Ontology annotation, molecular function: DNA-binding transcription factor activity. Bases 555 to 2225 code for a protein of 556 amino acids. NCBI's taxonomy places the organism in Eukaryota, Viridiplantae, Streptophyta, Magnoliopsida, Brassicales, Cleomaceae. The transcript has 5 exons. Gene Ontology annotation, biological process: regulation of DNA-templated transcription. The record is from RefSeq and is a predicted model, not a curated record. Gene Ontology annotation, cellular component: nucleus.
CCCCCAUGAAUUCCGUGUCUAAAGUCUCCCUUCCUCAAGCUUUUACUAUUUCCUCAAGAAAAAACGGAGAGAGAGAAUCACUGGGGGGAAAAGAAAAAAAUCCCUCCUUUACUUUCCAAUUUCUAGAGAGAGAGAGAUUUGAUUGAUUUUCAACGCGUUCUGGAGAGAGAAAUUGCUCUGUUGUUCGUCUGCUUCUUCGCCAUCUGCGCCAUUGAUUGAUUCGGUGUAGAAGCAGAUACACCCACCGCAUUUGCUCUCUUUUUUUUUUCUCCUUCCGUAAAGGUAAUAUUUUUUUUUUCUCUCUAUCAAGUUGACGAGACAUUGACAGAAUCUGUAGUUCUCGAGUUUCUGUGAGAGCGCUAAUCUUCUGCUUAGUUCGUGCAUCUGGUGGUCGGAUGUUCACUACUGUUUACCCUUUUUCCUGCUCUCUGAUCGAAGGUUUUUCCAAGCUUUGGACUUUUUAGCGUCUCAGUUCUCCGAGCGGUGGGUUUUUACCUUUCUCGUUGUUGUUGCAUUAUCCUUCGGAUUCGAUUUCAGCCGCGGGAUUAGGGAAAAUGGGUGAUACGGAAAAGGGUAAUACCGAUAUGUUGCGGAGAAUUCAUUCUUCGUUCGGUGUAUCGUCUUCACUGAUCCCGAAGCGGCCUCUGUCAAUGAAUCAGCAGCUCGAAAUCCCGCAUUUGAACCCUAAUCUCAUCCGUUCCCGGCAAUUUCCCCAGUUCCCACAGCCUUUCAGCAGUACCAGCAGCAGUGGCGGCGACAGUGGCAAGCGGCCCGGCAUGCCGCCGUCGCACCCGAAUCCGAUCCCGCCCAUUUCGCCGUACUCUCAGAUCCCGGCGACCCGACAACCCGGUUCGCAGAAUUUCAACCCGGGACCCAGUCAUUCUCGGUCCCUGUCGCAGCCCUCCUCCUUCUUCACAUUCGACUCCUUGCCGCCGUUGAGCCCCUCUACGUUCCGCGAUUCUCCGUCGGCGCCGGAUCAUGACGUGCCGAUGGAGGAUAGAGACUCCGGGGGAUUCAACCCUUCCUUGCCCCCGUCCCCGUUCACGAGGUCUAACUCGAGCUCUAGUUCGUCGAGGGUCGGCGGCGGGGAGAGUCUCCCGCCGAGAAAGGCUCAUAGGCGGUCUAACAGUGAUAUCCCCUUUGGGUUUAAUUCCAUGCUUGUUCAGAAUUCUCCGCCAUUAACCCCUCCCAAGCCCUUGGAGAGAUCGGUUUCUGGUGGAGAGGUUACGGAUUGGUCCAAACCGGCUCAUCUUGUGAAGAGGGAAUCGAGCUGCGAGAGAGAAGGGGUCGGAGAUAGAAAAUCGGAAGGCGGUGAUGUUGCUGACGACUUGUUCUCGGCCUAUAUGAAUCUGGAAAACAUCGAUGUUUUGAACUCAUCUGGUGCUGAAGAUAGCAAGAAUGGUAAUGAGAACAGGGAGGACAUGGAAAGCAGUAGAAAGAUGAAUGGUGGUAAUAGCAGCGAUACUGAAGGAGAGAGCAGUGUGAAUGAGAGUGGAAAUAGCUUUCAGAAGAUCGGGAUGAGUUCUAUGGGCGUGAAGAGAAGUGCAGGCGGAGACAUUGCGCCUACAGGCAGACACUACAGGAGUGUUUCAGUGGAUAGUUGUUUCAUGGGGAAGUUAGAUUUCGGAGAUGAAUCACCAAAGCUGCCACCUUCUGCCGGAAAUCUACCUGGGAAGGUUUCUCCGACCAAUUCAAUCGAUGGGAACUCGAGCAACUUCGGCCUCGAGCUUGGGAAUGGUGAGUUUAACGCAGCGGAGAUGAAGAAGAUCAUGGCUAACGAGAAACUUGUUGAGAUUGCUGUAAAUGACCCUAAGCGUGUCAAAAGAAUCUUGGCGAACCGUCAAUCGGCUGCACGUUCAAAGGAGAGGAAAAUGAGAUACAUUGCCGAGCUGGAACACAAGGUUCAGACCCUUCAGACAGAAGCUACCACAUUGUCAGCUCAGCUCACGCUUUUGCAGAGAGAUUCAGUUGGGUUGACAAACCUGAACAACGAGCUGAAGUUUCGUCUUCAAGCAAUGGAGCAGCAGGCUCAACUCCGGGACGCCCUGAACGAAGCACUGACGGCGGAAGUGCAAAGGCUGAAGCUGGCGACACGUGCCAGCGAAUCCGAGAGAUCAGAACUGCAGUCACUUAACCCCGAAAUGUUCCAGCAGCUCAAUCUCAGCCAUUUGGAGCCACAGACGCAGCCAUCCAUGACGUCAUCUAAGCCCGAGUCUGGCAAAUAAGAUGGACCGAGGGUGGGUUUGUUUCUAUAGCUCUCGGCUAUAUAUUAUAUAAUUUUAUGGUAAUGUGCAGAGUCAAGUUUAAAUUUAUAUAUAAAUACAUGUGGGUUGCGUCCAACAAAUUCUAUGAUACAUACAUACACAGGCUUAUAUAUGUAGUUAUAGUGACGUUUAAAUUUUAUUUUGUUGAGUAUAUUCUCAUGAAAGAUAUUAGUCUUCCACAUGUGGAUAGAGUUUAAUUGUCC